AAAUAGGUCUUUCUGUAAGAACAUCAACAUCCCUUCCUAUACCUCUUGGUAGGGUCCCUUCGAUCCCUCAAAAGAGGGCCUCCCUCCUCUCCACCCAACCAGUCCUUCCUCUCCUCUUUGGAAUCAGAAUAUUUCUCUCAUAUUCUUCUGGCAUCUCUUUCCCUCCACAACUCUCUCUCUUCUUCUUUUUCUUUUCUUUUCUUUUUUUUUUUUUUUUUUUUUGCUCCCCCUAUAAGAAGUCUCUUUCUCUCUUUUCGUCCGGGGUUAGCUUAAACGAAGUCAAUUCGCACCAUGAGUUCUUCAGUUGUCGAGAUCAACGGUGAGCAGCUAGUCAACGGUCUUCAUGGGUUAUCCAUCCAAGACGAGGAUGACAUGCGAAGUAAAUCAGAGAUUGAGGAGAAGGGGUGUGGGAAUCAUGGUGGGAUCUGUGCGAUAUGCUUGGAUAAGAUAGCUCUUCUGGAGACUGCUCUUGUAAAAGGUUGCGAGCAUGCUUACUGCGUGACUUGCAUCCUUCGAUGGUCCACAUAUAGUCAGCAACCAACCUGCCCUCAGUGUAAAAAUCCAUUUGAGUUCCUCAACGUCCAUCGCUCACUCGAUGGCAGUAUCAAUGAUUACAUGUUUGAGGAGAGUGUCUGCCUACUUCUUAGAGCCACUUGGUUUAAACCUUUGAUUGUGGAGGAACGGGAAGACUUUUACGAUGAUCCUGAAGAUUAUUAUCCAUAUGAGGAUGACGAAGAUGAUUUAGAUGAAGUUUACUUCAGUAGCUCAGCGACUCUUCGUAUUGGUAAUCGAAGGUGGGGAGACAAUGGAUAUGUCAGGGCAGGGCGCCAGGAAGCGAGGCCAGUUUCCCGAUCAACUUUCCAGGACUCUGGUGCUGGUUCAUCCCGAGAACCUAAGGAGGCUGCGAAAGCUACAACAGGACGACGGGCAAAGAGGGCCCUUAAACGUGAAGCAGCUGAUAAGGCGGCUGCAGCAAAGCAUCAGCAGCGUCUGGUUAGGUUGGGCAGGACAUAGAGGCCUUCUCUGUAAUUACAUAGGCUGGGCCUUAAGCUUGAUGUGUCCUUGUACAGCAUUUCCUUGCUUUUAACUUUAUGAAAUAAUGUACCAUCACCUGAAAAAGAAAAAAAGAAAAAAAGAAAAAAAAAGGGCUUUGUAAGAUAAUGACAUGGUAGUAGGUUUGGUAUUCUGGUUGCAAUUAUUGGUUUAUGUAUCCAUUCAUGAUUUAGAUUUUUAAUCAUAUAACGUCUUAACAGUUAACAGUGCA
This is a messenger RNA of Alnus glutinosa, 1264 nucleotides long. RefSeq lists its product as uncharacterized. Lineage: Eukaryota; Viridiplantae; Streptophyta; Magnoliopsida; Fagales; Betulaceae. The transcript has 4 exons. The record is from RefSeq and is a predicted model, not a curated record. The coding region runs from base 292 to 1014 and encodes 240 amino acids.